GGUUGAAAGGGUUAGUUACCAAGGAGGAACCCAUCUGACAAACAACAAGAAGACGAGAGACUCCAUACUGUUUACAGCGUUCAUAAGGGUUUUACUGUAUCAAACCAACGUCCUACAGAGAUCCACCGGAACCAAACUAUUCUGACAAUUAUCUCAGUAGAUUUGACUGACGUUGGAAGAGAUGAGAUCUAUGUUUUCCCACCCUGCCGUCCUGUUCCUGUGGAUUCUGAGUUCUAGUGGAUGGAUGCAUCCUAAAUGCCAGAUUUAUGACAGUAGUGAAGACUUGGAACACUUUCCCACCUGGAUCUGCAGCCAACUACCUCAUCAUGCAGAACGUUACACUGCUGCCUGUCAAGAUGUCACAGCCAUCGAGGAGGAUCUACUUGGACUUCCCCCUAAUAUCAAUACCCUCUGCAUAUCUAAGACACAUGGUGAAAAUAGAGCCAUGUCUCUGGGCUUUUUCUCUCAGUUUCAGGAUCUGGAGUACCUGUACAUUGAUGGCUGUUUUACUCAAAUCCUUCCAUCUGGGAACAGUCACCUUCCAAAUCUGCAACAUAUGCACUUAGGUAAAUGGGGAACUGACUCAGAUUGCUGUGAAUGUCAUAUUGGGCCCCAUACAUUCAGAGAUCUCGUCAACCUAAGUCAUUUGACUCUUUGGAGUUAUAGACUGUCAGCAAUGUCCCCGGAUGUUUUUCAUGGCAUUCCUCUGUUACAAAGUCUCAUCAUUAGGGAACCCUGUUUAGAGGAUUUGUCAGAGAUAGCAUGCAGAAUAAUGAAUAUUAAGUCACUUGUUAGGUUAUAUGUAGACGCAACAAACAUACGAUCGUUAAUCAUUUCAAACUGCUCUGUCUUAAACACCAACGAAAGCAUGACACCUGUUUAUAUAAAUCUAGCGAGGGUUGACUUAUCAUUUGGUGAAAUAACACAUAUAGAGGAAGGUUCACUGGCUUGGCUCCAGAACCUCACAAGAUUAACAGGGGAUUUCAGCCAGGAAGUCCUACUGGACCUUCCCCUGUCUGGGAUAAAACAAAUCCAGGUCCUCAGUUGCUAUGGGAUCAAUGUCAUUGAUAUUGAAAGUAUCUGUAAUGUAGUGUUUUUGCUUUCAAUCAAGAAAAUAUUAGUAAACAAUUUCAAUGCAAGCAACCUCUCUAUGUCCAGUGUUGAAUUGUGCACUGGGCUAGAAUAUAUGUAUUUAAGUGUACCUUUGUCUUUCCAUCCUACUACCCAUUUGGAUUGGCAUUUUAUUUCCAGUCUCAAAAACCUUAAUCAAUUAAACAUAGACGGCCUGGAAGACAACAGACUUGAUAUUUGCUCCUUCCAAAAACAACCAAUAACAUGGUUAACAAAUCUCACUUUAGGGUUGAAAAAUCAAAUGCUUUUUGCUAAACAAUUUAUCUGUCUUGUUAAGCUGCAGUAUCUGGAUAUUAAACAUAAUUUAAUUUCAAACAUUGAAGACUUUGCUUUCCUGGGAUUGACGAAUCUGGAGUCCUUAGACAUUACAAGUAAUAAGAUAACACAGAUAAAUACAAACACAUUUUAUGGUUUACAUAGUUUGACAUGGUUAGACCUCAGGAACAAUCCACUUAUUCACAACAUUGAGGCAAAGUCUUUCACACACCUCAUGUCUCUUAGACAAGUGUUUCUCGGGCAAGUGCACAACCCACUAACAGAACCUGUGAUCAAGCUGAAUCUGACACUUAUAUUUGGUGGCAUUCUGAGUCAGCUGACUCAUCUGUACAUUAGUUCAGCUAUGAGGCCAAUGCAGUUGACUAUCGGCAGUAACAUCACAUCUAAACAGAACCUGAGUCUCCAGCUCAAAGGCCAGACGGUGUCAUUUCAGGACUGUGACAGACCUUUCUUUCAGUCUGUAACCCAUCUUCAUGCUGAUGCUGAAGAAUUCCUUUGUGGAUCUGAAUUCAUGGGAAAGUACUUCACGUCUGUGGAGACAUUUGACUACAGAUCAAAGCUUUCAGCUAAAAGGGUUGAUUUAACAUCAAUUAAUCAGCUGAUUCACCUGAGGAAACUGACUCUACGACAGGUGGAUCUUUUAAUACAGCGUUCUGCCGACAUCAUUUUUCACAACUUGACCAAACUGGAGGAUCUGGAAAUUUACCACUGCAGGAUUUACUCUUUAGAGGGGAGUUUAACUAAAGACUUGAAAUCUUUGAAAAGAGUGUAUUUGCAUAUAGAGAACAUUUAUAAUGUAUUCUAUAGCUUUACUGAACCUCUCUCUAGUCUUCAGCAUUUGACGUUUAAUAAUUUACAGAUGUUUUGCAGUUGUGACAAUGCUUGGCUCAUUACAUGGGCAAAGGGGUGCAGGCAGGUUGAAGUGAUCAUGCUUGGUUCGUAUUCUAAAACCGGUAUGUAUGCUUUGGAGGACUUGAUAUGCUUGUCGGACAAUGGAAUAGACACACCUAAUUUUGUCAGGUACACAGAAGCCAACUGCACAACAGAGGUUGGCUUUGUGCUCUUUGUUGCGACUGGCCUGGGAGUCCUGUUCUUCAUGCUGGUGGUGUUGGUCCAUAACCUGGCCGGCCCCUACCUCCUCCCCCUCUACCACAUAACCCUUGGCUGGCUAUUAGAAGCCAUGCGAUCCAACACCAGGGGGCGCUACCACUAUGAUGCGUUUGUCUCCUACAGCGGGAAGGACGAGCACUGGGUGGUGGAGGAGCUGCUUCCCAAUCUGGAGCAGAGGGGUCCUCCUUUCCUGCGCCUCUGUCUGCACAGCAGGGACUUCCAGCUGGGGAAGGACAUUGUGGAGAACAUCACAGACAGCCUCUACCGGAGCCGCCACACUCUCUGCCUAGUCAGCCGCCACUACCUACGCAGUAACUGGUGCUCUCUGGAGAUGAAGCUGGCCACCUACAGGCUGCAGGUGGAACAAAGGGACAUCCUCCUCCUGGUCUUCCUGGAGAAGAUCCCCCCUCGCCGUCUGUCUGCCCACCACAGGCUGGCUCGCCUGCUGAAAACCAGGACUUAUCUGGACUGGCCCCAGGACCCCCUUCAGCACCAGGCAUUCUGGGACAGACUGUGGGCUAAACUGAAACCUCCGACUGAGCAUGAGAUCAGAGGUUGAUGUAGAACCCUGUGGACUGAAGCAUGAGAUCAGAGGUUGAUGCAGAACCUUGUGGACCUAAAUGUGACAUCAGAGGUUGAUGUUGAACCUUGUGGACUGAAGCAUGAGAUCAGAGGUUGAUGUAGAACCUUGGGUAUAGAAAUUUGACUUCAGAGGUUGAUGUAGGACUGUGUAGACUGAAUUGUGUCUUCAGAGGUUGAUGUAGGACCUUGUGGACUGAAAUGUGACAUGAGAAGAUGAUGUUUAACCUUGUGGACUGAAAUGUGACAUCAUAAGUUGAUGUAGAACUUUGUGGACUGAACGUGACAUGCAAUGUUGACACAUAUGUUGAGCUGUUGAAUUUGUUGUUAAAAGUCCUCCGUACAAAAUGUCUACCACUGUUUGAAAUUUGUUUUGUCAAUUCCUUUUAAAUGCUCUGUCUGGAGUUUACUCUUUGUGAUUCAUCUGAAAUUACUUUUAAUAGCCUUAUUUAAAUUUCUCAUAAAAACGUCCCAAAAUUUUAUCAGAUCCUAUUUGUGUUGUUAGUUGUUUAACUAAAUGUACUUGCGAGUUGUUUAAUUAAAUGUAGUUGCUAGUUAACUAAAUGUAUCUUUUAGCUGUUUAACUAAAGGUAGUUGCUUGUUGUUUAACAUUUUGUAGAUGCUAGUUGUUUAACUAAAUGUAGCUGCUAGUUGUAUAACUAAAUCUAGUUGCUAGUUGUUUAACUAAAUGUGUUGCUAGUUGUUUAAUUAAAUGUAGUUGCUAUUUCUUUAACCAAUUGUAGUUUCUAUUUGUUUACCUAAAUGUAGUUGCUAGUUGUUUAGCUAAAUGUGUUGCUAGUUGUUUAACUAACGGUGUUGCUUGAGUGUAGCCUGUAUAUGGUUCAUGGCACAUAUAUUUGAUACAUUUCCCCUUUCUGGACAAUGAAGUAAUUUCUGCGCAAUAUUGGAGGAAACAUAGUUUUAUUGUGGUAUUUCAUUACUGUUUAUGCUUUUGAUAAAGGCUUUCA
Messenger RNA from Oncorhynchus mykiss (rainbow trout), 4064 nucleotides. RefSeq lists its product as uncharacterized. Gene Ontology annotation, molecular function: signaling receptor activity; protein binding. NCBI's taxonomy places the organism in Eukaryota, Metazoa, Chordata, Actinopteri, Salmoniformes, Salmonidae. Gene Ontology annotation, cellular component: plasma membrane. The record is from RefSeq and is a predicted model, not a curated record. Gene Ontology annotation, biological process: toll-like receptor signaling pathway; inflammatory response.